AUGGGUGAGCUUUUCAAGUGGCCAAGCUUCUCACCAUUCGUGCCUUAUCAUACCUCUGCUGGGCAAACGGUGAUCAAAAAGUUUGGCGGUCUCCUCACCAGCGAAUUCCUCCCCGCCCCCCCUGGACGAAGCUUCAUGAUGCGACAAACCUACCGCCACAACGUCGAAGGCCCCAUCCCGGAGAACCUCCGCAAAUUGAUCGAGAGCGACCAUCGCCCCAAUGGCCCUCCCAUGCACUUCCACCAGUGGCAGACAGAGUACUUCAAGGUCGAGGAGGGAAUCUGUGUGGUGGAAGUGAACGGCACGCAGACCAUUCUGACCCCGGAAGAUGAAGAAAUCUCAUGCAAGGCGGGUAACAUCCAUCGAUUUUUCAUCCAUCCAGACUCUCAGGAGAAGAUGACGGUGAUCCUGAGCGCCUCGGAUUCUGGCGUGGAUUACCAGCUGGACCGGGUGUUCUUUGAGAAUUGGUACGGAUAUUGGCAUGAUGCAUUGCUGUACCAGGGAGGCUUGGAUAUCAUUCAAACCCUUUGUAUACAUGACGCGGGUGACCACUACACGCCCGGGCCCGCCUGGCUACCCUUCCGCCGCCUCAUCGGCUACUGGAUGUGCGUGGUCAUUGGCCGCUGGAUUGGCGGCCUUCUAGGCUAUAAGCCGUUCUUCCGGGAAUAUACCACCGAUUGGGACUUCGCUGUGACUAAAAUGAAGGCCAAUCCCUGGACGCGCCGGUUGGUGAAUGACUCGUACCCGGCCAAGAAGUCGUGGGACGAACAGGUCAAGCUGUCCUCGUUCCCCAAGCCUACCAACGCAGACUACGAGCUACUCGUGACUGACAUUACGGAGUCGGCUGUGGUUAAGGAGAAUGGGGAGGACUUGAGAAAACGCAUCUAA
Aspergillus alliaceus is the source of this 888-nucleotide messenger RNA. RefSeq lists its product as uncharacterized. The coding region runs from base 1 to 888 and encodes 295 amino acids. The transcript is spliced from 4 exons. NCBI's taxonomy places the organism in Eukaryota, Fungi, Ascomycota, Eurotiomycetes, Eurotiales, Aspergillaceae. The record is from RefSeq and is a predicted model, not a curated record.